AUGGCGCCCAAAUUCGACCCCAGCGAAGUCAAAUACAUUUACAUCCGCCAGGUUGGCGGUGAAGUCGGGGCAUCCUCGGUCCUCGCUCCCAAGCUCGGUCCGCUUGGUAUGUCGCCGAAGAAGGUCGGUGAUGACAUCGCGAAGGCAACUGUUGCGUGGAAAGGCCUGAAGGUUACUGUCAAGCUUGCGGUGCAGAACAGACAGGCGACCGUCGAGGUCGUCCCUUCGGCCUCCUCGCUGAUCAUCAAGGAGCUUAAGGAGCCGCCGAGAGACCGCAAGAAGGUAAAGAACAUCAAGCACAGCGGCAACCUGUCUUUGGAGCAAGUCUUCACCAUUGCCCGCACGAUGCGAUCGAAGAGCCAAGCGUGCGAGUUCUCUGGCACCGUUAAAGAGAUCCUCGGCACCUGCAACUCGGUCGGCUGCACGGUUGAUGGGAAGAGCCCGAAGCAAGUGCAGCGGAUGCUGGACGAUGGCGAGAUUGAGUGCCCCGAGGCGUAA
This is a messenger RNA of Neospora caninum, 498 nucleotides long. RefSeq lists its product as hypothetical. Gene Ontology annotation, cellular component: cytosolic large ribosomal subunit; ribosome. Lineage: Eukaryota; Apicomplexa; Conoidasida; Eucoccidiorida; Sarcocystidae. Gene Ontology annotation, molecular function: structural constituent of ribosome; large ribosomal subunit rRNA binding. The record is from RefSeq and is a predicted model, not a curated record. The transcript has 4 exons. The coding region runs from base 1 to 498 and encodes 165 amino acids. Gene Ontology annotation, biological process: translation.